UGCAGACCCAGAGUUUUAUAACAGAGAAUUUAAAUAUAUUUUACCAUACAAGUCGGUUCGAGACUCCUUCCGGCUGAGCGACAGAGGGGAGAUAACUCUUUGGCGAGCGCCCCCUGACAUCUUGAAUGAGAUGGAGUUCAAUGUGGAGGCGGUGGACUCGGGAUCUCCGCCACUCACAGGACACACGCUGGUACACAUCACCAUCAGUGACUUCCAACAGCCGUCUGCGUUUUGUUUCGCCACGGACCGACACAGCGUGACCAUAUGCUGGCAGAACUCCAUGCGGGGGCGACACAUCCGGGGCUUCAAGGUCGAGGUGGACGGCAGCAUACACGAGGUUGCUAACGUCGCCGGGGACAUUGACGCCCAGGAGCUGUGUUACACCGUGAAGGGGACGCAACUCGGACAUAUUUACUACUUCAGGGUGUCAGUGACGUCGUCAGUGACGUCGUCGCAGCCGGAUGAGAUCGUGCAGCUCAUGCUAAACACUACUGGGAUAGGUUUUACACCAGAAUGUUUGCAUUACGGAUUUGACGCCUGCAACUAUCUCAAGCCCUGCUCCAAUGGCGGACAGUGCCAGAAGCAGGGCACGGCGGCUUUUUCCAUCAACUACCAGUGCGACUGCCUGUCUGGGUGGAAGGGCAAAAACUGCACGUCACGCGACGUCUGCCACGACAAUCCGUGUCGCAACAACGGCAGCUGCACGUACAUCUCCCAUCAGCAGUACAACUGUAGCUGCGUCGACAACUUCAUCGGCUCAGACUGUCAGAUGUACAACGUGUGUUCUCAGUUUCCUUGCAAACAUGGCGGCCAGUGUUCCAUGGUGGCAGACGGGAAGUAUUCUUGCGCAUGCUCGGAUCAAUAUUCUGGUCAGAACUGUGAAGUGUUGGAUCCGUGCAAAACGGGUCCGUGCAUGAAUGGCGGCGCGUGUUCGAGAGUCAGCGACACCGAGUUCCACUGUCAGUGCUCGCGAGGAUUCUAUGGAAAAGUCUGUAAUGAAAUGAAUCCGUGCCUUUUGGAAAAUAUCUGUGAUAAGAACGGAACGUGCGUCCACACUGGAAACAACACCUUUAUCUGCGAGUGUCCUCCCGGAUCAACGGGUGAACGCUGUUCCAAGUUCGACCCUUGUUCUAUCAAAGGACUGUGCAGCAAUAACGCCACCUGUUACCUCAAGGACACGGGUACGUUAUACGGGUGCCGGUGCCUCCCCGGAUAUUACGGAGGCGAGUGUCAGCACUACGACAGGUGUUACGGAGUGGACUGUGGAAACGGCACCUGUGAGUCCAAUGCUGGGGAUAUAUCCUGUAAGUGUCAGCGUGGAUACUACGGCACUAAGUGUGAAUUCGUGAAUGCUUGCUUGGCGUUAGAUCCAUGUGGCAACAGAGGGCGCUGUGAAAACACCACUGGUUCUGGGUACGUCUGCCACUGUCUAGGCGAGCUGUACGGACCCAACUGCACGAAGAUCAACAGCUGUAAGAUCGUGAAGUGCCAGAACGGGGGGACGUGCGUCAGUUCCGAGCCCAACAUGUACAGAUGUAGAUGCCCAGACGGUUACUACGACGAACAAUGCGGAUCUUACAACCCUUGCGUUACCUCCCCUUGUAAACAUGGCGGCGUGUGCACCAACACGUCAUCGUCUGUUUAUUCGUGUACGUGUUCUGGGGCUUAUUUCGGGACAAAUUGCGAACGUCGUGAUCCGUGUUUCCAAACCCCGUGUCUGAAUGGUGCCACGUGCACGAACGUCACGGACGAUGAUUUCGAGUGCCGCUGCACGCCAGAGUUCGCGGGGCGGACGUGUCACGUGCCCAAUCCGUGUCUGAGCAGCCCGUGCAAGAACAGCGCCGUCUGCUCGACGGUGAACACGCUCGGAAGCAGCGACCACGUCGGGGUGAACUGUUCCUGCAGCGAGCGAUUCACAGGGGAGUUCUGUGAGACUCGGGUCCACCCCUGUGUACUUGCUCGCUGCUCCCCUGGAAGGAAGUGUAUUGCGACGGGAGACGAGUCUUACGAGUGUGUAUGUGCUAACCACUCGCCCAGACCAGACUGCAAGCCAGUGUGCCCUGCGAAGAACGAGUCUCUCGAGGAAUACGGACUCUAUGAAUGGCCGGAGACUCUGGCUGGAGGCAAAGCAAACAUCACGUGUUACCACGAAUCUUUGUCACCCGCUACAGAGGUCCAUGCGGUCAAGUAUUGCAUAGGAAAUAACAACUGGACUGUCACAGAUAUUCGAGAGUGUCCAAAGGAAGGUCUACUAGAAGCGUUUCGAAAGUUGAACGAGCUGAAGAAUUUGACCUCUGACCCAUCAAACUUGAAAGCUGAUCAGGUGUCAAACUUCACCACCAUACUGGAAGAGGUGUUCAAAUUCAGCCUUGAAGAAAAGCAGAUCGCACAAAGCAUCGUACAGGUGGUGAGUAACCUGGUGGACGUCAAUGUGUCGGUCACCGUGGACAGUAAUACCGAGAACAGGACAAGCGAAAGAAUGUUCUAUCUUCUGGACAACUACGCAGCCAGUGUUCCGAGUGAUGUGUCCAUCUCCACAGAAAACAUCAACAUUUCUGCCGUAGACGUCAGUUACCACAGCGUGCACGACGUCAUAGAGUUUGCUCCUACACUAGUAGACGGCAACCAAACUGUUGAUGCUGGGAUCUCCAUCGAACUGCCGCGAGAAGUCUUGGAGAAGGCCGCCGAUGUCUCCGGGUCACCCACUCGAUUGCAGUUCAUUGGAUUUCGAAAAGCAUCAUUCUUCAUACCCAGCAAUGCCGACCCCAACGACAUACCUGAACAGAGAGUCAUAUCAGCGUCUGUGAGACGUGGUCGUAUUGUGGGCCUCAAACACUCAGUCACGUACAGGGUGAAACAUUCACGGCUGGGACGAAAUGCAAGUUGUGUCUUCUGGAACGUCUCAACGAAGUCCUGGUCACCUGACGGCAUUGUUACAUUGACGACUGAUGACAAUACAACCGAAUGUCAGACCAAUCACUUGACCAGCUUUGCUGUUGUCAUGGACCCUAAUCCACAGAGUGAAAAGUUACCAGGAAUCCACGAAGACAUCUUGAGCACAAUUUCGUACAUCGGAAUCGGCAUCUCGCUCAUCUCUCUCGCCAUCACGAUCCUCACAUACGGCUUAUUCAGGACCUUGCGUAACGAGAAAUCCGGAAAGAUCCUCCUCAACCUGUGUACGGCGAUGUUGCUGAUGGACGUGUCCUUCCUGCUCGGUACGCCCAGCUACUACUCCGGCGCCGGCCUCUGCACGACAGUGGCGGUGCUGCUGCACUACUUCCUGCUGGCGACGUUCAUGUGGAUGUUGUUGGAGGCGUUGGAGAUGUACCGCGCUCUCGUCACCGUCUUCGCCAAAUACGCCAGGUGGUACAUGAUGAAGCGCGCUAUUGCAGCCUGGGGAGUUCCACUAAUUAUCGUGGGGAUAACUCUCGGGAUCGACUUAGAACAUUACAAGCCAAAACGAGAUUUCUGUUUCCUGUCGCAAGGCAGUCAGAUCGCCUACUACACUUCGCUGAUGGCGCCCUGCUGUUUCGUCAUCAUCACCAACACCAUCGUCUUCAUCCUCGUGUCUCGCGUCAUCAUUAAACCGCGGUUCCAGCAGACCACCAGAGGGGAGGGCAGCGUCACGCCAGCUCAGUUCAGGGGCGCCUUCACCGUCAUGAUCCUCCUCGGGGUCACGUGGGUUUUCGGUCCGCUGGCCAUAGAAGGCGUCACGAAACUGGUGUUCAAUUACUUGUUCUGUUUCCUCAACACCUUCCAGGGGUUCUUGAUAUUCAUCUUCAGGUGUGUCUUCAACCCAGAGGCCAGACUCUGCUGGGUUCAGCUCGUAAAGACCGGCACGCUGAAGCGCAAGCGAGGACCCAUCAAAUCGGUGUAUUCAGAAUACUCGUCUAAGGGAGACAACUCCAAGUCAAGACCCAACGGUUCCUACGUUCACGCGGGGACGCUGAAAACCAACAUGGGGCACUCGAACGGGUGGCACCCUCAGCUUAAUGGCAUACCGCACGAGAACGGCAAACCGAGAAAGCAAUCGGAGAUGUUCACGCUGGACUUAAAUAGCAGAGAGUCUGAUAAUUUCUCGACAAAAGCGGACAUUUAUCAGCUGAAGGACGAGGACAGAGAUUCAGAGGAGUGCUACACUCACUUGUGACCCAGUUUACUGUGAGAGUUUUGUCGUCUGUACAGUUUGUUAAAUUUCACAUCAAGGUGUACUUUUUUCUUGUUGAGCCAGAGGGUGGAUACUAUUUUGGUUAUCUCCCCUGCCUGUGAAUGGUAGCAGUGAAUGCAGAUAAAUGCAGUACAGUGUAUAUCUGUCCUGGGAAGACUAUUCAAAGGAAGAUGGACUGUGUGCCCAGAACAGGGCACCGUCUUACGAAGCGAUCUUAGCGCUAAGAUCAUCUCAAGUGCAUUUAGGUAGUUGUGUACUUAGUUGAUUUUAGCGCCAAGUUCGCUUUGUAAAUCGGGGUCCAGGGCCCCAUUCCACGAAGUGAUCUUAGCCUUAAGAUCACCUUAAAUGCAUAACUGAUGUAUGCACUUAAGGUAAUCUUAGCGCUAAGAUCGUUUCGUGGAACGGGGCCCUGAUGUUAUUGAACCUUAAGUGUACGUAAACAGGUGUGUAAUGGUUGCUUUGAUUCCCCUGUGUGCACUGCCCCCUGGUUAUAUUUGUCUGAACGGCGGGACUUAGCCAAGGUGGACUGCCUGAACCUCAACUGGAUGUAAAACAAUUUUCUUGUGCAGUUUGUGAAAAACAUUUCGGUUACCUCCCUUGUUUAGAAUCCAUAUUACAAUGUGCAUUAUUAUGAUCGAUGGUAAAAUCAGGACCGUAAUUUAUGUGCGCUGAAAACAGGUAACUCGCUAUAAGUUUGCUAACAACAAUGUGAUAACUAGCAGCUGCACAUCUUACUUACGAGGGGCGGAACGUAGCCCAGUGGUCAAGCGCUCGCCCAAUUCACGGUCGGGCUGGGAUCGAUUCCCGUCGGUGGGCCCAUUGAACUAUUUCUCGUUUCAGCCAUUGCACUACGACUGGUAUAUCAAAGGCCUUAAUACGUGCUAUCCUGUCCCUUGCUACUAAUUUUGGUGGAUGUAAUCAUGGCGGAUGCGACUGUAUUACCAAUACAAAUUAUGGAUUAUGAUUUUUCUGUUGAUUGUGGGACUAAAUGUUCAGUUUUCAGGGUACUGUUCCACGGGUAUAAAGCAAAUACCCCUCGCGAUGACCUAAUACUUUGACCCACGCUGUCUGUCAUAUACACAGUUAGGCAGUUACCUUAAGCAGAUCAAAACAAGAUCAGCUUUAGGGUUGCUUCCACUAAAUUAAUUUCUGUAGACAACAAUGUGGCUAAAGCAGCUACAUGCAGUAAUCAACAUAUAUCACAGGUACAAAUCAAACAACACCUCGCCGGCCUCGGUAGUGUAGUGGUUAAGCUGGCAGAUACUGGGUUCGCCGCCCAGUACCGCCGCCCACCCAGAGCGAGUUUACCGACUCGGUGGGUAGGUGGAAGAUCACUACAUCGAAGUCUCUCUUACUAAUAACUAACUAACAACUCACUGGCCUGGAGAGCGUAGUUGUGUGUCCAGGACAGCGUGUAUGAACCUAAUUGGACAUAAGCACAAAUAUUACUAGAAAUGGAUUGCAACACUUCGCUGCUAGAACUAAUCGAACGGAAUGAGGGCCGAAAUUGCUUGUUUCUGAUAUACGUAUAGCAAAACUAGUCGUUGUCUACAUUUUAAUUCCAGUGGCACCCCUCACCAGUUUCAAACACAGUAGUACCCAGUACAACAAAUGUAAACAUUUAUUAACAAGUCCUGUCAACCAUAUCACCAAUGACAGGCGUGGCAGUACUCAGCGUUCUUGUUAAUUGACGCUUUGAACUUUGACCCGGUGAAAUGCCAUUUGGUUUAGAGAUACCUUUUGGUGACAUUUAAAAAAAAUAUUUAGGACAACGCCCGUCUCAAGCUACUUAAUACUGUGCAAAUAAAAUACUUAAUAAUAUUAGAAAUAAUAUGUUGAUACACGUUUAACGUUCGAACACACGUUUUCUCAUAUCCUAUAUAAGAUUCGUUGCUGAAGAGAUGAACAAUUAAGACUCCCAAAUAUACACUUGUUUAACUUGUCACUUUUGUGAUUUUUCUCCUGCGUGGUACAAAGGUGUAAUUUGGAGACAUUUGACAAAACAAAAUAUGAACAAUUUCUAGCCAUUUUAUAUAUUUUUGAAGUAAUAAUGAAAAUGCUAAAAUAUCGUGCAUCAGUAUUAACUUUUGCAUCAUACAUCAUAAUUUUAAAGAUAUAUAUAUAUAUAUACAUGUGUGUGUGUGUGUGUGUGUGUGUGUGUGUGUGUUAUAGAGGGGGAGAGGGAGGGAGUGAGGGUGUGUCCGUGUUGUGUAUAUUUGUGAAAUGCAUUUGGAAAUUAGAUCCAAGUUAUUCAUAUUAUGUUAUCGUUAGUGACAUUGCAUUUAAAUAAAGUGUCACAUACUACAUCUUAUUAUGUGGCAUAUUUCAUUUACAAGUAAUAUUACAUACUGCAUUUAAAUAAAGUGUCACAUACUACAUCUUAUUAUGUGGCAUAUUGCAUUUACAAGUAAUAUUACAUAUUGCAUUUAAAUAAAGUGUCACAUACUACAUUUUAUUAUGUGGCAUAUUGCAUUUACAAGUAAUAUUACAUACUGCAUUUAAAUGUCAUGUGACUACAGCAAUUUAAUAUAUCACGUUUCAUAUUUCAAUUACAUUUGGAUAUAGCUCACAUUUCAAAUACAUGUUUACAUUGUAUUUUAUAGUAUCUGGUAUACUGCAUUUAAUUAUCACCAGACUACUGAUUUCUCUAUCAUCUGACUACUGCAUUUUACUAUGUGAUAUCUUACGUUUCAGUAAACAUUUAACUUAUUGUAUUUUAAUAAAUGACAUACUGCAAAUAUAUACCAUGUGACAUUGCAUUUAAAUAUUUAAAUAUCGUUGUUCACAAUGACAGUAUACGUUAAUGUUGUUCUCGUGCAUUGAGAACACUAGUUUGGAAGGAGUCGUAUAACGUAUUAAUUAGAUUGUAUUAAAUAUAUUCCAAUUAUGUAUAGAGUGGAUUGUUGUUUUAUGGAUCAUGUGUAUAUAUUAUCUUAUAAAUGUUUUCAACAAAAACUAA
Gigantopelta aegis is the source of this 7127-nucleotide messenger RNA. Its product is annotated as cadherin EGF LAG seven-pass G-type receptor 2-like. The record is from RefSeq and is a predicted model, not a curated record. Gene Ontology annotation, biological process: G protein-coupled receptor signaling pathway; heterophilic cell-cell adhesion; establishment or maintenance of epithelial cell apical/basal polarity. Gene Ontology annotation, molecular function: protein binding; calcium ion binding; G protein-coupled receptor activity. The transcript is spliced from 14 exons. Gene Ontology annotation, cellular component: protein-containing complex; plasma membrane. Bases 131 to 4150 code for a protein of 1339 amino acids. NCBI's taxonomy places the organism in Eukaryota, Metazoa, Mollusca, Gastropoda, Neomphalida, Peltospiridae.